Messenger RNA from Abrus precatorius (Indian licorice), 3686 nucleotides. RefSeq lists its product as uncharacterized. The record is from RefSeq and is a predicted model, not a curated record. Gene Ontology annotation, molecular function: protein binding. Bases 167 to 2002 code for a protein of 611 amino acids. The transcript is spliced from 6 exons. Lineage: Eukaryota; Viridiplantae; Streptophyta; Magnoliopsida; Fabales; Fabaceae.
AGAAGAAACUUCGCGUUGUCCCCACGGAAAGCAUCUCCAACUCAUAUAUCUGGAAGAGCAUUGAAUCUGCUUCUGCAUGUUUUCAUUCAACUUUUGCAGCUUCUGAUUAACCUCUGAUUCAGGUUUCAGCUUGCAAAACCAUUACAAGGCUUUUUUUUUAGUAAAAAUGGCAUUGGCAGAAUCAACUCCAUUUACGUCUUUCGAUGAUGUUAAUGCUGCUGCUAGUGAGUUUGCUAGGGGAUUCAACCACGGUUACUACCACCCUUUGCACAUAGCAAUACUAAAAGGUGAUUGGAAAUCUACGAAGGCUUUUCUUGAUAAUGACCCAAGUGCAUUGACUGCAAAGGUCACCACACUUGGAAGAACUGCACUGCAUGUCGCAGCUGUAGGAGCUCAAUGGCAACUAGUUGAGAAAUUGGUGCAACACAUGCCACUACAAGUACUUUCUGAGCUGGACUUGAUGGGUUGUACUUGCCUUCACUAUGUUGCAAUGGGUGAAAGCAUAAAUGCUGCCAAGGCAUUGGUGGCUAAAAAUCCUUCUCUGACACAGCUUACUGACUUGAAAGGGUUCACACCACUUGUAUAUAGUAUUACCUCUGCUAGAUGUAAAGAAAUGGUGUGGUACCUUGUUUCGAAUACUACAGAUGAGAGACCUGGCUGUCCAUUUUCUGGUCCUUCUGCUACUCAACUUGUUGCUUUGCUUACUGCUGCAGGAUUCCAUGAUAUCACUAUGUAUCUUCUCCAGCGCUACCCAAACUUGGCCAUUCUUUCAGAUUCAAAUGGUAGCAUUAUUCUAAAUGUUUUGUCAAAAAUGCCCUCAGACUUCCAAAGUGGAAAUAAGCUUGGGCAUUGGAAAAGAUGCAUUUACCACUGUGCUCCAGUGGAACUUGAUUAUUUACCACCAAGCCGUCAGCAAUCUUAUUUCGGAGUUACAAUAUGGAAUGCAGUUCAGAAUCUUGUUCCCAGCAUUAAGCUAGCUAGAGAGGCAAAGUUGAGACACCUAUCUGCUGUGAGCUUGGUGGAAUUCGUUUGCUCACAAGUAUCAACCGUGAACAAUUCUGAAUUCUGGCAGUCUUUUGUGAGUGCGGACAUUAUUUUCAAUGCCACAUCAUCUGGCAUAGUUGAAAUGUUAAGAAUUUGUUUCCAGUUUUUUCCUGAUUUGGUUUGGACUCGCUUGCCAAAUGAAGGAUUUGUAGCUCAAAUUGCCAUCCAUAAUCGGCAAGAAAAGGUUUUUAGUCUUCUUUGUAAGAUGCCUAUAAUUUGCAAGUUUUUAAUGUUGGCAUUAGAUGAAUCACAGAACACCACAUCACAUAUAGCAGCAAGGUUUUCUUCUUCUCAACUAGCAUCAAUUUCUGGUGCAGCAUUUCAAAUGCAAAAGGAGUUACAGUGGUUUAAGGAAGUAGAGAAAUGGGAUCACCCUCUUCAUAAAGAACUUAAAAACCAAGAUGGACAAACACCUUGGCAAUUGUUCAGGGAAGAGCACAAGGCUUUGCUUGAAGAAGCAAAGAAUUGGAUGAAGGACACAUCAAACUCUUGUAUGUUAGUGGCAACUCUUAUUGCUACAGUUGUCUUUGCUGCUUGUAUCACUGUACCUGGAGGAAACAACCAAGAGAAAGGGUUUCCAAUAUACUUGUCAGAUCGCACAUUCAGAGUGUUUGUUGUGUCAGAUGCAUUAGCCUUGUUUUCCUCCAUGGCUUCUCUUUUAAUGUUUUUAUCAAUCCUAACUGCACAUUAUGGUGAAGAAGAUUUUCUCAGGAGACUACCUGAGAGAAUAAUAUUGGGUCUGGCUUCUUUGUUCUUUUCUAUAGUAACUACAAUGAUUGCAUUUGGUGCAGCUCUAGAUUUGUUGGUAAGGGAUAAACUAAAAUGGGCGUCAAUUCCAAUUGCCCUUCUGGCUUGUAUCCCAGUUGCUCUAUUUAUAAGGCUUCAACUUCCCUUGUUCAUACAAAUGAUCAUAUCAACUUAUGGUUCUCGCAUAUAUCACUCUCAAAGCGUUUGGUAAGGCUUUUGUGCUGUUCCAGCAUAUGAAAAACAAUUUGAAAGCAUGGAAACCAAAAUCAAUAUAACAGGGUCAACGAGGUUGACUCAAUUGACAGGAUCAGGUGCAUUGGUUUUGGUUGUGGAUAAGCCUAUGUUGUCUCCUAAUUUUUUCUUCUUAUUUUGUAUGAAACUUUGGGUGACUUCUAUAUGUUUGGCAGCUAGAGAAGCAUAUGUCUCAUCAGCUUUGGAAUUUGUUAUUCUUUAGUGUGAUAUAAUUUGGAGUUGAAGUACAGUGAAAAAUAGAUUGUGGCUUGUAUUUACUAAUUUACAGAUAAAAUCCUUUGAAGAGCUAAUAUUGUCUCACUAACGCUUGGAGAACCAGAACCGAUUUGAAAGUUUCUCAGUUUAUUUUACAUGUCAAGAAGAGUGAGUUUCAUUUGGUAUGUCUCUUGAUACUUUUUGAUGAUGAGAAUAUCGAUGAACAAGACAUGUACUGGGUUUGAAAAUUGUACUAUAACUACUGUAAUUUGUUAGAUCAUAAAAUACUUACUAGGCCGCAAAAACUAAUGUAAUUUAUAACGUAUGUUACAUGCACAAACAUUUUCUCACAGAAAGGUCAGAUUUUAAAUCUUCAUUCUCCCAAUGUUUACUUUUAAUCUUAUAGCUUUAAAUUUCCAAUGCAUUCAAGGUUUUGUAUAUGUGUGACUCCUUCGGCACAUUUAACAUUUUUCAAUACUUAAUCCCAAGUCUACUUUGUUUGCAGAUCAGCACAUCCGCAAAUAGACGUACUUUCCCUGUUUCACUUGCCAGCUCGCUGCCCUACAGAUUGAAAAUUAAUUCGCUGUUUUAAAUAAAAAUACAUAUUUUAAUAAAAACGUAUGAUUCAAGUUAAUUCAAACUCACAUCUCAAUCAUAUUUAAUGAUUCAAAAUAAAUUUAGUUAACGUUAAACCAAACUAGGUUAGCCCUGUGAUCCACCAGCUAAUCUAAAAUCCCAAAACCACGUUUCCAAUUAAUGGUUUAUAUUUUACCGAACAAAUUAAUUUAACACAGAAAUUCGUUUUAUUUACACUACGGUCUCUGAAUUCCAAAAUGUAAACUAGUUUGUUGAAUUUAAAAGACACACGUCUACUAGUCCUUGAACACAAGGUUUAGAAACCAAAAGAACUACACAUUUUAUUUAAGAACUCAUUGGACAAACAAAUUUACAAACUAAACUGCAAAUGAAAAUAAUUCAAUAAUUUUCCCUUUAAAUAUAUCUGCUCUGUGAAAUAACACCCUCGACCUUAUUAUAUGCUUAGGAUCUUGCUUAUUCUGGCCAUCAAUCAUGGUUCUGAAGCUACUUCGGCAGUUCAACAACUGUCAGGUACAAGCAAAUGCGUUCCAAGAUAUGCAUGAUUAAGUACAUGCUUGGUUUGACAUUUAUAUUGGUUGAACUCACGUUUAAUUGGAGAAAAAGUGUAGUUAUGGACGGGCUUUCCAUGCCUAUAAACCGAAAAUCUAGACAUUCUAUGAUGUAUAAACAAAAUUAAUGGGUCAACAAAAUGAAAAACAGAUAGACAUCAAAUUCAGGAUAACACCAAGGUACUAAAAUCAAAUGCACUAUAAAGUUGUAAUGGUAGAAGUAAUUAAUUUUAACAGAACUCACUAUAAUUAAACAAUACAUGUUUCGGGCUAUAUUUUACACCCAUAUACCCCUCCCUCCCU